Prunus dulcis (almond) is the source of this 685-nucleotide messenger RNA. RefSeq names its product disease resistance protein RPV1-like. The record is from RefSeq and is a predicted model, not a curated record. Lineage: Eukaryota; Viridiplantae; Streptophyta; Magnoliopsida; Rosales; Rosaceae. Gene Ontology annotation, biological process: signal transduction. The transcript has a single exon. Bases 42 to 650 code for a protein of 202 amino acids.
UAUAAUUUCCAACCCCUUCAGCCUGUUCAAUUUUCAACAAUAUGGAUCUAGACACCACUCGAUUAUUAGGAGCUCCUUCCCCUUCUUCUUCUUCUUCUUUCACCAAUUCAUGGACCCACGAUGUGUUUCUCAGCUUUAGAGGUGAGGACACACGCUACAAUUUCACAGACCAUCUACACAAAAAUUUGGUCCAGAGGGGCAUCAGAACCUUCAUAGAUGAUGAGCUCCCAAGAGGAGAAGAAAUAUCACAAACACUUGUCGAUGCAAUUAAAGGAUCGAGGUGUUCUGUCGUCGUAUUCUCUGAAAAUUAUGCAUCCUCCAAGUGGUGCUUGGAUGAACUUGUUCAUAUCAUUCAGUGUAGAAAAUCAAAGCAACAGAUGGUUUGCCCAGUUUUCUACAAAGUGGAUCCCUCGGAUGUACGGAAUCAAAGAGGUAGUUACGGUGAGGCACUUGCUAACCAUGAACGUAAAUUCGAAGACGAGAAACUUACAAACCAUGAUGAAAGAAAAUUCCAUGACAAUAUGAAGAAGGUGCUGAGAUGGAAGGAGGCUCUUACAAAAGCUGCACACUUGUCUGGGUCGCAUUACUUGGAGGGGUAUGUUUUCUUCUUUUCUGAAUGCGGUAUAUUUCUAUCUUUAAUAUACAUUUAGGAUCCGGAGGCUCUGCUUUAAUUUCAAUUUAUUUC